Molecule: messenger RNA, 3958 nt
Organism: Coregonus sp. 'balchen'
Lineage: Eukaryota; Metazoa; Chordata; Actinopteri; Salmoniformes; Salmonidae
Source: the annotation of a GenBank genome assembly
AUGGAUAGAAAUCAUAAACGGUUGAGAAGAAUUCUUCUAAAAGUGAGUCUCAUAAGUGAAAAAAAAUGCUUGUUUAUUCUGGGGCUAUCUCUCUUGAUAUGUAAUGAGGCUAUCUUCUUGGUAGUAUAGCCUAUAUGCUGUAAAAACGGAUUUAUAUGUUGGAAAAGUGGGCAUAAUAAUGGAGGGCUCAAGUUAAAUGUAUUUCCUUAUGUUCCUCUACCCCAGGCUGGGACCCUCCAAGCUAGACCUGGAGAGCAGGUGCUCCAGACAGACGUCCAUGCCACUGGCCAUGAUGGACUAAGGCUGCCAGCCCUGGUAGAUUGCCCCAAGGACGGCCCCCUAAAGGUAAGAAACGGCUUUUAGUUCUGUUGCAAAACAUCUGGUUGUAACGGAGACCAGUUGGUUGUAAUCUAGUAAUAUGACGUGUUGAAAACCAGUUUACAAUGAGAUAAUGAUGCCAUUAAGACACAUGGGUCACCUACUAGUUAGAACUAAUUGUAUUGGAAUUCUGAUUUUAAUUAUAAUUAUAAUUAUAAGGUUAACCCUUAUGUGACAUGUCACUCAGUACCAUCAUGCCUAUAAUAUGGUGAAAGAGGUGGUUUCUAUGGUGAUAUGAUUUUCCCACUGUUGUUAUUUGUCUCAGAACCUUGUGCCGAAGCCCCCACAUGGCCCCAGGCCCAGCCGAGAGGCCAAUAUGGCCAAGGCAGAAAAGAAGGCCAGAGAGGCUAUCAAGGCUAGAAGGGCUAGGGAGGCUAAGGCAGGGGUGAAAAAACCAAGCCACCAAGUAGUUGGUGUGUUGGCACUGCCUCAACCUCUUCUAUCUCCAACAACCAGUUACAGUGAGUAUUGAUCACCACUUCCAAAAAACGUGGAUUUAUUGAUAGAAUUCUAAAAGGAUAUAUGGUGGAAGGACUAUGAGUUAUACAUGUAUGCCCCUUCCAGCAUCACAUCAUACUUCGACUCUCCUCUUUCUGUAGGUGUCCUGCCAGCUAUCAAGAAGGGCACUAAAGUGACUAAAGUGGAGACAACAGGUGGGUGUUGGUGACACAGUGUUUAUUCCUGAUUGCACAACCUCAAUAGAAUCGUUGCUGUGGUAACUAGCUUGUUCAGUGGUAAUUCUGAUUGUCUUAUGUUUUAGAACCCCCAGGUCCCGUGACACCUGAGGACGGGGAGAUAAUGAUCUCCUUUCCAUCUGUUGAUGACCCCCUGACACCAAAGAGUGAUGUCACCUCUGAGGCGGAGCGCAAUGAUGCUUCCCAUCCAAUCUCACCUGAGGAGUUCUCUCCAACAGACUACCUGAAGUCUCACCCGUGGUCCUGCUGUGAACCUCAUUAUGUGCAGAAAAAAUAUAAUCUAUGUAAACACUAGUUUAAGUUGCCAAUGAUUCCUGGUGUUUGUUUGUUUUCCAGUCAGAGAAAGCUUAUCAGGAAGUUCCUCAAACAAAUGGUAAGUCCCCCAUUUCUUCUUCUUUACCGACGGUUAUCAUGGGAAAAAACUAUCUUGUAACAUAAAACCUUCUAGCUGUCAGUUUGUUGUUUUCUGUUUCUCUUUCUAAGAACAUGACAAUAGGCGACCUGGACAAGAUAAUCAAAUGGGUGGUGUGUGUCUCCAAUGAGGUGUUCCUCCCAGCGAUGGCUCUGCACAGGACCUCCAGUCCAGAGUCGUCAGACUCAUCCCGCUGGGCGUCAGGUGUGCUCCAGAUCAUCUCGGAGAAGUUCCACCAGCGGAGUUCUGAGCUGAGGGAAAGGCUCCUCGGCGGGCAGCCACCCACUCCCCCUUCUGAGACCGACGAGGAGCUUCAGGGCACAGCAGAUCUGUUUGUGAGUAACAUCCUGAAAAGGGUCCAGGAGAACCUCUUCUCUUCUGGUGAGGAUGACCUGGAGAAAACCAAUCCAGGCAUCACUCUGACCGAAGAGAGGCUCUCCACCAUCUUCUCAGAGCUGUUCAGGGACGCGUGUGAGAGUGCGGCCCUGGAAACCUUCCAGGAGGGGGAGGACAACAGCUGGAGUAGCUCUGGGUCCUCACAGGGAUCAAGAUGGUUCAACCUCUAUCAUCAGGCAAAGGAGAUGGAGAGUUUUGACCUCCAGAGAGACCCACUCUGCUCCAGCGUCAGUGUGGGAGAACUGGGGUCAGUGAGGAGGCCCAAGGGAAGGGACGUCCAUAAAGCCCUUAGCGAGGGGUCCCUCCCUGUCUUUGCCCUGCUUGGGGAGAGGCCAGGGGUAGUUGGGGAGACAAGCAGCCCUGCUGGGGAGAUGGACGAGACCCAGACUGCCAGCACUCCCAGCCUUCCCAGGUCUGGGCAUGGCGGCAGAAGAAGCAGCCAGACCACCACUCCCACCACCGGCCACAGAGAGGCAGGAGUCACAGCCAGUAACAUCUUUGAUGUUAUUAAUCAUCUGACGCACUCCGACACUGACCGGGAACUCAACCUGGAGUUCAGCAGUGAGGAUGAUGUUUCACUGAAUGAUAUCAUGGACAUGAAGUUCACCCCGGCAGUGGAACCCCUGGGGCAGAUCUUGUCCUCAUGGAGGCUGGUCAACAGGAUCUUCAGGGGGAAGGUCCACUACUUUGGGAAGGAGCUCAUCUGCAAGGUGUAUCAGAUGCUUCUGGACACCGGUAUGGGCAGGAGGCCAAUGGCCCGCCAGAGCAGGUCCGAGCCCAUCCUGAAAGACCUGGCUGCCAACCGUAGGCUCUCCAAUGAAUUAUUCACAGACGUGUUGUAUAUGUUCAUUCAACGGACCAUUAAGAAUCUGCUGGAGAACUUCUUGGGUCUGCCGACCACCCCACCGGGUAGAGACAUUAUGUAGAAUGACAACUUCAACUGGAUGUAUAGGGAUGGCUGGGGGGACACCUCCACAUCCAGCGAAGAGGAGUUGUGGGACAGUGACUCCAGCUGGUCACGUGGGCUUAGGGAGGAGGAGGGGGCAGAGCCUCUUGGGAGGUGGGCCGCUCAGUUGGAGAGGGACAGCUCCCUGACCCUCCAGUCCUCCGGCUCCCUCUCCGAUGACAACAAGGAGGCAUUAGGUUAGUUAUUAUGUUGUUUAUAUCGUCUUUUGCCCCUCCCAUUCCCCUUCUCUCUUUUCCCUUAUUGUCAUGAAGGGUAUUUUCCUUUUCUCUCUCCUCUUUUUUUCUUAUUUUUCUAUAAAGUGUUUGGAGACAUUUUGUGUGUGAAGUAACACUUUUAAUCACAUGUGUCAAACUCAUUCCACAGAGGGCCGGGUGUCUGCGGGUUUUCACUCCACACUUGAUUGAUGAAUUAAGGUCACUAUUUAGUAAGAAACUCCCCUCACCUGGUUGUCUAGGUCUUAAUUGAAAGGAAAAAACAAAAACCUGCAGACACUCGGCCCUCCAUGGAAUGAGUUUGACACCCCUGCUUUAAAUAAAUGUUGAUUUGACUAGGGGCCAUCUACCAGGUCCUGACCACCAGGGUGGGAGACAUCCUGAACAGGACCUGCAACGACGAUUACAAGGCCAGGCUCAUCAUCCAGAAAGGUACAUUUAUAACCUGUUUUACCCAUAUGACCAGUAAUAACCAUGUAAUAACCAGUGUAUUAUCAUUAUAGUAAAUGUACUAGAUACUGCAUAGUGCUAUACAUGGAUGUGGCUUUGAACCAGUUCAGAAUAUGAGUGUGUUUUCUUAGGAAUGGAUUCCGGUGCCAGGGACAGGUUCCCUGACACUCCGUGUUCCUCUUCACCCAAGGACGAAGAGGAGGUGGUUGUGAGUGUCAUGACUGUCUCAUACCCUAAACCAUCCACCUCAACCCAGGCAGCAUGGACUCUGGACGUUUUGCUGCCCAGACCCUGCCAGGAUGAAGAGAAGGUGGUCCCUAACCUCACGAAGGUCAAACCCUUCCUUGAUGAAGAAGAGGUAGUCCCCAGCACCUCCAUGAAGGACGACUACCCAUGCAGCACGGGCAGCUCCUUCCCAGACCCUGGAAGAAGAGGUGGGGGGAGCUGA